Messenger RNA from Daldinia loculata, 1083 nucleotides. RefSeq lists its product as uncharacterized. The coding region runs from base 1 to 1083 and encodes 360 amino acids. The transcript is spliced from 3 exons. The record is from RefSeq and is a predicted model, not a curated record. Lineage: Eukaryota; Fungi; Ascomycota; Sordariomycetes; Xylariales; Hypoxylaceae.
AUGGCCUCGAACCUCACAUCGUUCCCUCCUUCCUAUAUAGCGGAGACGACAGGGCCGCGCCUCAUUGCCAUAGCUAGUGUAUUCAUAGCCUUAGAUGCCAGCAUCGUCGCCCUUCGUUUCGCUACUCGUAUGACCCAUAAGGCAAAACUAGGGGUCGACGAUUAUAUAAUUAUUCCGGCUUUGGUAUUCUCCUUGGGCAUGUGUGUCAUUUCAAUCGUCGAAGUGAAGAUCGCAGGUGUCGGACGUCACUUGCCCGUCUUAUACAUCGAAGAUCCGCAAGCCGUGGUGAAUUGGGCCAAAUGUGGUUACGCAAUAGAAGAGAUAUAUUGUGCUGCAGUUGCUAUCCCUAAACUCUCCAUCCUAGCAUCAUAUCUGCGCAUCCUUACCGCUAAGCCUUACCGGAUUUCGACCUAUAUUAUCGGAGGCAUCGUCAGUGCGAAUGCAAUAGCAGGAAUAAUAACAUCGCUUGCCUCCUGUCGGCCUUUUUCCGCUCGUUGGGACAUAAAUCUAUCUACCUCCAACUGUCUUGAUGCGCCACGCUUCUGGCAGGGCAUAAACAUUCCCAGCAUCGCCACCGACGUGAUGAUGUUGCUAUUGCCAUUACCAACCAUAUGGGGCCUUCAUAUUGAUAAGAAGCAGAAGAUUGCCCUCUCAGGGGUUUUCCUUCUUGGAAGUUUCGGGAUGAUUGCUUCCAUCAUUCGCCUUGUCGUUACUUUCCGAGUGACUGCUUUGAGUGACGGUACGUGGGAUUCUGCCGACAUCGCGACUUGGUCUCUUGUAGAAUCAAGUUGCUAUUUGAUUGCGGCUUGUCUUCCAGCGCUACGACCGCUCUACUUGGGUGUAAUAAAUACGUUGAAGUCACUUAGCCCUUACUCCACAACGCAAGGGCAAAGCUCUUCGGGGCUGGAUAGCUCUGCCAACCCUAGGAGACAUCUCGAUAUUGAAAUGAAUCCAUAUCGACGGAUAGGGCCACUAGGAGAAGAGGCAUAUUGUCCCGAAUAUUCCUCAAAGGCCGGUCAAGUUCCACCGACAGUUGCGACACCAGUUCAUGCCUUUGACGAUUCGCCUCACGUUAAAUAUUAA